Molecule: messenger RNA, 1682 nt
Organism: Nothobranchius furzeri (turquoise killifish)
Lineage: Eukaryota; Metazoa; Chordata; Actinopteri; Cyprinodontiformes; Nothobranchiidae
Gene: coq6
Product: coenzyme Q6 monooxygenase
Biological process (GO): ubiquinone biosynthetic process
Cellular component (GO): mitochondrion
Molecular function (GO): 2-octaprenyl-6-methoxyphenol hydroxylase activity; FAD binding; oxidoreductase activity, acting on paired donors, with incorporation or reduction of molecular oxygen, NAD(P)H as one donor, and incorporation of one atom of oxygen
Source: RefSeq, a predicted model, not a curated record
AGACGUAACGUACGUCCACUGCGAUUGGUUAUGAAACCGGAAGCAUUUCCCUACGACGCUCGCUUGUCAACAAAACAUGGCUGGGUUACAGAAAGGACACAGCUGCAGUUAUUAGGUGUUUCGUGUGGAUAAAAGACCGAGGACAACGAUGCACAAGCUCACAAGGGCGCCACUGGCCCUAAACGGACUGCGUUGCUUACUAACAGAUAAGCACAUAUCUGCUGUAAAUAUCAUCAAGAGAGGAUGUGUGUGUGCAGAAAACAGAGGAGUUUCUGACAAGAAGGAGGUUUAUGAUGUGAUAAUAUCCGGUGGAGGGAUGGUUGGAUCUGCUAUGGCAUGUUCCUUAGGAAUGGAUCCCAACUUGUCAGGUAAAAGGAUUCUUCUCCUUGAAGCUGGACACAAAAAAGUGAUGGAGAAGGUUCCUGAUGCCUACAGCAUCAGGGUUAGCUCCAUCAGCCCUGGCUCUGCCACUCUCCUCAGCGGUAUUGGAGCAUGGGAGCACAUCACAAAAAUGAGAUGCAAACCCUAUAAACGGAUGCAGGUUUGGGAUGCCUGCUCAGAUGCCCUGAUCACAUUCGAUAAGGAGGACCUGCUGGACGAGAUGGCAUACAUCGUGGAGAACGAUAUCAUCGUGGCUGCAAUCACCAAACAGCUGGACACCCUGCCCGAUAAUGUGCAAGUUAAGUACAGAUCUAAGGUGGUGAAGUAUACGUGGCCUGUGUUCCACCGCACAGCGGACGCCGUCCCAUGGGUGCAGGUCACUUUGGCGAGUGGACAAACUCUUCAAACGAAGCUUCUGAUCGGCGCUGAUGGACCAAACUCGAUGGUGAGGCAGGAGUUGGGAAUACCUACGGUCAAGUGGAAUUAUGACCAAUCAGCCGUGGUGGCAGUGCUGCACCUAUCCGAGCCCACUGAAAACAAUGUUGCAUGGCAGAGAUUCCUCCCAACAGGCCCUAUCGCGAUGUUACCGCUAUCAGACACCGAGAGCUCUCUGGUUUGGUCAACUAGCCCUGAACUAGCCGAGGAGCUCCUUGAGCUGGAAGAAGAAAGCUUCGUCGAUGCAGUGAACUCUGCUUUCUGGAAUAAUGAGAACCACUCAGACCUAAUUGAGACAGCGAGCUCUCUGUUCCGGGGCGCCCUUUCCACCAUGACGCCAUCAGCAGGUUCACCUCGACAGCUUCCACCGAGCGUGGCGGGAAUCGGCCCAAAGAGCAGGGUGAUGUUCCCAUUAGGAAUGGGUCACGCAUCUGAGUACAUCAGGCAAAGAGUUGCGCUCAUUGGGGACGCAGCUCAUCGUGUUCAUCCGCUAGCAGGUCAGGGAGCCAACCUGGGAUUUGGGGAUGUAGCUUGCCUCACGCAGCUCUUGAGCCAGGCAGCUUUUGAUGGGAAAGACCUGGGAGCGAUCCAGCACUUGUUGGAGUACGAGACUGAGCGUCAGCGACACAAUCUGCCCAUGAUGGCUGCAAUCGACCUCAUGAAGCGACUUUAUUCCACCAACGCGGCCUUUGUGGUUCUCCUACGCACCUUCGGUCUGCAGGCCACCAACAUGCUCCCAGCUUUAAAAGAGCAGAUCAUGGCCUACGCAAGCAAGUGAUAAACCUGCAGAAGAGGAUUUUCAGUCAUUUUCAGCUUUAAAAUCUUUUGGUGUAAAAUAAAUGAAUAAAACCUUUUGAUAUUUAUUA